CCUCUGUUCGUACAACUGACAGAUCUCGCUUUUACUCGGUGAGAUUUGACGUUUCCUUCACCUCUUCGAACAGAAAUAUGCAAAAUGGAUUUCCAAAGAGCAUCAAACUUAAGGGUUUCUUUCUAGCAGUCAUUUUGGUGGAGAUUUCGAACUCAUUGAAAAACCAUGAUGCGCUCAGAGAAAGUGCUGGAUAGCACUGAAACUAAUGACGCAAUACGAAAACGACCGCGCAGUGAUCUAUCGUCUCUUCAUCCGAAGUUAUUUGGGAUCAUAGCCGUGGUUGUCUUUAGCUUUCCCGUGGUUUCUACUAAGCCGACGCCAAGCCAGACAAAUCCUUGCAAACCAACCGAAUACUGGGUUGAAAAAGAAGAUGGCUCACAAGAGUGUAUAGCAUGCGGAACUUGCCCAGAAGGACAAGGUCUCUCAACGGAAUGUGGGAGUUCUGAACUGCUGCCUUCUAAUACCAUGGUGAAGUGUUUGGCAUGCACCAAAGGAGUUUCAUUUUCCAGAUAUGAAGAUUCGUCCAUUUGCCUUCCUUGUGCAUCAUGCUCUAAAGGUCAGGUGGUAGAACAAAGCUGCUCUCCCAAGUGGGAUGUCAAGUGCGCAAAUAAAUGUUCCAGCAAGGACAGGUAUUAUGAUAUGGACAAGGGGGACUGUUUUAAGUGCUCAAGAUGCUGUGGCGAUGAUAGAGAUGUGGUGGUAAAAGAGUGCAAAGAGAAGUUGGGAGAUGGCUCAAACAUGGUUUGUUCAUUCGACAGCAGUGUGAACCGCUGUGGCAAAACAACGCGUCAACCAACAACUAUCAUUAGCCAUGUCGACCCCAAACACGAUGGUCCUUAUACCACUCAAAAAAGUAAUCAUUCCACUAAAGCGAACGAUCGGACAACAACUGUUAUUCUUGUGGUGAUAAUAGUUGUUUUCGCUUUUUGUGUUUGUUCAUGCGUUUUAAAGAAGAGACUGGCACAGAUGUUGAGUUGGUGUUAUCGUACUGUUGAAGAGGAAGACCAUCAUGAUUUAUCAGUCAUGGAGGACGGAUCAUCGACUGACGGAAAGGGUGUAGAAAAUGCUAAAGAAAACUUAGAAGAUAGUGAUGAGUCAUAUGAGUUAGGAGAUGUUCAUUCAGUUGCAGAGGAACCCCUGUUGAAAGAGGGUAUUCCCGAAAUCUUGGACGACACUGUAACCACCAAAGAGAAAGGUUCCAAGCUACUUAGCAGCUUGUUGGAGAGUGAGUCUUACCAGUACUUAAAGAAAAUCUGUGAUCGUUUGGACACAACCAUGGCAGGCGCUGGUGACUAUCGCGAUGUCUGUUCGUAUUAUGGUAUUGAUCGUUAUGAGAUUGCCUCAAUUUAUGAGAAGCAGAGGGAUGGGCCAUCCAGAGCUCUAAUCGAUUACUUGGCAGCCACACGUGAACAGCUAACAGUGGCUGAGUUUGUAACUGUGGUGAGAAAAGUAGCAAAGAGAGGUGAUGUCGCAAAGCUGUUAGAGGAGUAUGAAGAGGAGUUGUGAGAAAGAAUG
Pocillopora verrucosa is the source of this 1515-nucleotide messenger RNA. The record is from RefSeq and is a predicted model, not a curated record. Lineage: Eukaryota; Metazoa; Cnidaria; Anthozoa; Scleractinia; Pocilloporidae.